ACUUGCGCACCCGGGGUGCAAAAGAGGGAGAGCACAGCUCCUGCGGCCGCUGUGCUGGGAACAAGGACAUUGAUCGCUGGUCUCGCUCCACCCCCGUCAGACUUGAGGAUCGAGUGAGUCGAGCGGAGCACUCGCCAGCAGACACACGUCCGAGCAGCAGCACCGACCGCGUCCGCGCCAGCACCAGAAGCAUCUCAGCCAAGAUGAGUUCGUCGCAGAUCGUGGAGCUGAACGUGGGCGGCGUGAUUUACGCGAGCAGCCAGAGCACGCUGAGCUCGGAGGACGCGGCCAACCUGAAGCAGAUCAUGAGCACCAGCCCCAAGGACUCCAAGGGGCGAGUGUUCAUCGACCGGGACGGUGUUCUGUUCCGCUAUGUGCUCGACUAUUUGAGGGACAAGAAAAUCUGCUUGCCCGAGAAUUUCCAAGAGAAGUGCAGACUGCUCCGCGAGUUCGAGUUCUUCAACAUGGAGAACGCCAAGAAGGAUCUGCAGGGUGUGGACCAAGAAAUGCGCGACGUGUCUCAGAGCAGCCAAACGCCCGGCCGCGGCUACAUCACGGUGGGCUACCGCGGCAGCUUCGCCUUCGGCAGCGCCGGCAUGGCCGACGUCAAGUUCCGCAAGUUGUCGCGCAUCCUUGUGUGCGGCCGCGUGACCAUUUGUCGCGAAGUUUUUGGCGAGAGUCUGAACGAGAGCCGCGACCCCGACCACGGCGAGAGCGACCGGUACACGAGCAGGUUCUUCCUCAAGCACUCCUCCAUGGAGCAGGCCUUCGACUGCCUUCAGGAAGCUGGAUUCAAAUGUGUUGCGAGCUGCGGAUCGGGGACAGCAGGUGCUCUCAACGAGCCAUUGAAGCCUGGCAUGGAUGCCGAGGAGAACAAGUGGAACCACUACAAUGAGUUUGUAUUCGUCAGAGAGUAAAGAGUGUCCUCGACAACGGGUUUUAAUCACGCUGUACUUAUUCACUACCGACGCAAAUCUUUAGAAUUAAGGCCACUGGCGCGGAAACACGUCAACAACUCUUACUUCUCAUCGCUUCGAAUUCUUCUCUCUGACGAAAAAUAUAACAUUUAUAUUUCUCUUGCGCACGUACCAAAAAAAGAAAACGAGAUUUUGCUACGAAAGAACGAACGUCGGAUCUAUAUAGAAAUAAAAAAAAACGAAAAUCACCGUCGCGUGUUCCUUGACACUCUCGUCGGCUGGCAGGACUGUCUUUGUGAGAUUUGUCUCGUGUGUGUGCACAAUCUGACCUAAAGUUAGUGCUAUGUAAUCAAUCGUUAGCGUUCGUACCGGAGAAAGCGGUGUCUUUGUAAAUAUUUCAAUUUCCGUGAAAGUCGGUUGGCGCAUGCGCAGUUUUGAAACGGGAUUUGACUUUGCGCAUGCGCAGAUGCAUUUAUCCAUGUAAUUAGGAUUUCACGUGGUUUUUUGAAAGAAUUUUCAAUAUGGUUUAAGUGAAUCUAUGAAAUAAAUCUGUUAAUAUCACUCAAAAUGAGGGUUUCAAACGAUAUUUCCAAGUAGAAAUUGGUGAAAAUCUGAUCUCUGUAAACAUUUUCUGAUUGCGAGUUCCUCAGUUUUUCUCAAAGUCUACGAAUUUCAAAUACCUUUGACCGAAUUCCGAUUCUCAAAAUAAUUAAAAGAGCUUCUUGCAUUAUCUGAAAGCACAGGCCCGUUGUGAACUCUCAGUCCUUUCAAACAAAAGCAAACACCUGACGUCAUCUGAAUUUCGCAAAUCCGCGGCACUCGCUCUUUCCCUCUCCUUCCCGAGAGCCAUUAACUGGAAAAGCGUAUGAAAUAAUUCGGCGGACAAUGGAAGCUGCUUUUGUAGAGAAACAAUGGCGACGCGGAAAGGCACUACUGCGCCUCGCAUUCAUUGCGUUAAUAUGUAAAUACAACGGUUCGUGAAAAAAUUGCCCGACCGCCCGCUCUUCGCUAAUAAUGGUGUUCAUUUUUAUUGCACGCGCGCGCACUGCUUUAUAAGAGCAGAGCAGGCAAUUCCGUUCUCGUAUUUUUCAUCGCUGAAAAAUGGCAUCAGUGCGCGUCUAUUCGCAGGAAAAAAGGGACGACAUGUCGUGCGCAAAUUUUAUUCCGCGAGCGCUUUUAUCGAUUCUCCAUUCUAGUCGUGCAUUUUUCAGUUUCACGGCAGGCCGGAGAGAUUGUUUCAAAACUGGUGUUUUUUCUCCUUCUAGCGGACAUAAAUUUUUUUGCAACCCUCGAAGUGAUGCAUGGCAUCUAGUUUUCCUCGGUGAUUUAUUUAUUUGGAAAAAGCUAGGAAUGGCCAGAGCUCGGGGAACGUGGAAAGUUUAUGAUCUACGCUUGCAAGUCGCAGUUGAAUUUUUGAAUAAUGAACGCGUUGAAAUGAAUUAUUACUCUCAGAGGCAAAAAGUAAGUGAAAUUGAUGAUGGAACAAUAAAAAAAUUUUUUUUUAUUGUAUUCAUAAUUUGCUUUAAUUCUUCAAAAUUAAUAAAUACAAAAAAAUUAUUUCACGUUCUGACAAAUCUUUAAUCUAUAUGAAAUCUUUUAAAAUGUAUAAAAUAAAAUCUGAAUUAAAUAAUGUAGAUAAUUAUCUCGCCUGCACCUGUUAAGGUAGAGGUACUUUUAAAAUCUUUCCCUUCCUGCGUAGUAAUUAACGGAGCGAAACGAAAUUUCCAGCCCACUAUUUGCCACUCUUUGACCUUUUUCGGUUCAAAUUAGGGAGGAGCGCGGUCGAGGCUCCGUUGGGGUCGAGCGGCAACUGCAGGCAGCUCCUCCCCACGGAUUCGGCCAAAGUUGCAUCCGAGGCGCCGUUUGGGACCCUCGGCUGACCCGAAACCUGUGGCCGCGCUGAUCUGCCAGAUCAUUAGGGCGGAAAACUUUGAUUGAUGCUGGCAGCAAACUUUUCACCCUUUGGCGAUAUGGGAGUUUUAUUUGCUGCCCCUUCUUCUUUCUCUCUACACUCGGGGUGGAAUUUUCACUGGAGCCGUUAAAAGAGAGCAGCAGCGAUUUUCUGGCGGAAAUGAUAACGGUUCUGAAAGUUGUUAGCUCGUCUCGCAUAAUUUAACCUUUAACUAUCCGAGAGAGUGGAAUUUGAUAAUUUUUUUAUUACUUUGAACGCCGAACAAUUAUUACUGGAGCGAAAUCACAGAGCCUUUGGCAGUUUUUAUUUUCAAUCUGCAAAUUGCGAACGUUUAAUCUGACGGGCACGUCACAAAACGCUAAUUAAUGAUGGCUAUCUAUCAGCAGACUAAUUAUUGCAGAUGAGCGCGCGAUUGCGCCGCCGGCAAAAGCAUUAGUUUCGUCGUUGUGACUACAUACAUGUGUGUGCUCGCGGCCAGGUGGAUUCAGAUUAGUUUCAUCAACAGAACUACCGCUCGGCAAGACACGAACAUUAGAUUAGCACAUCAUGCCUAAUCGGUCCUCGCAACAGCGCAAUUAACACGUUGCAGAUCAGCUAAUGGCGCACGAAAUCACAUUAAAUUCGUGUUUGCACAAUUUCGAAAAUUUAAAUUUUAUUUUAUUUAUUAUAGCAAGCAUUUUCCACAUUAAAAACACUUAGAAAUGUAAUUUUUAAUUAAAAUGCAACAUGCCGGACACGUCUGUAGAGCAGGUUGCAUAAAUCAAUUUGAUCUGAUGUGAUUUUAGAAGUGAAUCCGUAAAAAUAUUGUUGCGUUUUUAUUAAACUUUUGAACUUGCUGAGGUCAACCUUUGCUAAUGGAAAUGAUUGCAAACAAAAUUUCAAAUAGAAUAUAAAAAAGUACAGACCAUUUUGCAAUCAAUAAAAAAGUGGCAAAAACUUUUACCAGAAAUAAAUGAAUUGAAAAAGUCUGCCGUUAAUUUUUUUUUUCACAUGACAAUGGAAAAAGUGCGUAUUCCCGGAGUCAUGCAGCAGAGACCCUCUUCGGAAAACAAUAAUUAUCGGUGAAAAUUUCCCAUUCUCUCUCCAACUCGCGGGAUUCAAAAGCGUUUGAUGUUUGUUUGCGCGGCGCCCCUAUUCGGACCAACUCUCUUUUCUGCCGCGUUAAUUUUAAUUGGGUCUCGCGCACAAAAAUCGUCACUUUUUUUUUUUUGUGCUUCUGACGGUAAAAAAAUGUCACGGGCCAGAGGGGAUGUGCGGAGGUUAUUAUUACAUAUUUCGCGAUUAUUAGCGCAUCGACGGCGUAAACUGCGCUCGAUUAAUUAAUCAAUACGUAGCAGCCUGCGUGCUGACGUCAUUUGCACGUUUGUCAGCAAAGUUGCUUGGCCGGAAAAUGUAAAUGUACACACCCUGCACCAUUGUUGAGGAACAAUGGCAGUGAAAAUGUAUUCGGUUUGUCUGUGUUUGCAUAGAACACGCGGCGGUGCGGGCGCGAGAAACUUUCUCUUCUCGUCGGCAAAGGCGGAAUUAUUUUCCUCGCAGAAGAUUUUGAUCAAUUGAUAUGGCAAAGCGAAGAAGGGUGCGGAUGUCGCUUUCAAAGAUUUUAUCUCAAGGUGCAAGUUGCUGCAAGGCACUUUCCUGAGCCCGAAUUUUCAAAACGCUGGAAGCGACGUCCACACUGGGCUUAUAAAAAAAAAUAACCUCAAAGCUUGUAAUUUAUUUUCUUAUGGUUUUGUUAAAAAUAAAGUUAAUUUGAAUUAUAAAUUCACCUGCAAUCCUCAAAAGAAACUUAAUAAUUGAGAGCGAAAACCCUGUAAAUAGACGAGCUCGAUUUCAGGCUUAUUUCUCAAUAUUUCACACUUCUUCUUAAACUCACUAUUUCACAGAGGAAUACGCAAACAUAUGGAGGAAGUAUUAAUUAUAUCAACCAUGGUGACGAACAUUUGAUAGAGUUCCUCCCAUCAGCAAACCAAUUAUUACCGUAAACAUUUAUAUACCGAUUAUUAUACAGUCCCGCAUGAUUCGAUACUCGCCAACAUUGUAGUGUAGAAUAAACGUGUUUGUUUGUUUCACCGUGAAUUUAUAUAAAAAGGAAUUGAAACAUCAAUACUGAUUCUAAAUAACCUUUCACGUUGUACUAAAAGGAGAAUGUAAUUAAAAAGAUGUAUUUAAAAACUACAUGAAAAGUGACCCUGAGACAAACUUUUUAAGAUGUACUUGAGAUACGACGAGAAACCUAUUUUGUGUACCUGCUUCUUUGUAUAAUCAACGUGUGUAUGGAACACAUACAUUAUUAUGCACUUAUAAAUACUGAUUAAAAAGAGAGAGAAACUAAAGGAAAAAUAAUGUGUCUAGCCGGGAAAAGUGCGAAAAAUUGUUGAGUUCGGUGAAAGAGAGAGAAAGUGCACAUUUGUAUAAUCAAAACAGAAGCGGCUCGGCUUGUUGGGUUCUAAAUAGAGAUUUUCUCUCAAAAUAGAAGCAGUUUUUCAAACUCUAAUUCUACACUCUGAACAUAUUUUCUGUGAUUUCCUCUUUGAUUGAUAAGGAACCAAUAUUUAAGCUUAAUUAACUUUUAAGAGAAAUAUUACAUACGAGCGCUGGCUUUUGGAGAAGAAAAAUGUGACGCCGGGAGACGAUUUUUGAACGUUAUAUAUAUUUUCAGUUCGGCCCCCAAAGAUCCUGCGCUUUUAUCAAAAUUCGAUGCGAAAAAAAAAUCUUCUCCCCAGUUGAUAUUUUGACUCCGAGAGCCAAUUGCGCAAACCCCGAAACCCCCAAGAUGAAUCAAAACGAUUUGUUCGAGUUAGGAAUAAUUUUAUUAAAUCGAUUUUGAGCCACUAUAUCAUUAUGUGUUAACCUGUAAGCGCAAUAUUAUACGAGCUAGGACAACGCAAACUGGAAAUCUCAGUAAGCAACACAUACUUAAAAAUAUUCCUCCAAAUCUGAUCUCCUAAUUAACUUUGGAUUCAAGUUUGAAUAAAAUUGGAUUGCAUAACAUUUUCAGUUUUGGUGCUGUGCAAAAUCAAUGCGAUAAAAACGUUAAUUCACAACGAAGCGAAUUUUUUUAUUAAAAAAUAACGCCCAAAAAUGUACUCCAGUAUGUAAUAAAUUUAUGUGAUUUGCUCUCUCGUCACGAUGAUUUACAUUCGAAGAGCUGCACGCGCCGGUUGAAUAAAAACAUCAGGCCCGUCGGUCGAGUGCCCUCGAUGUUGUUCAGCGGCACAACAGGGUGCACUACAUUAAUAAUUCGCGGCGAACCGAUAAUUAAUUCAGGAUGGCCGAUUUUUGGAACGCAUCGUGAACAUAGAGAGUGUGUAAAUUUAAUUUUAAGCUCUAGAAUACGACACGUUAUAUUAUUAUUAGCGGGAGAGAGAGAAAAAAAUUAAUAUCCUGGAUGGAAAGAAUAUUAUACUAGAAAAAGUUAUACACACAUACAAUUGUAUAAAAAAAAAUUAUAUGAAAAGUCUCGCACGAACAUAUGCGCAAAAAUUAUCAAGAGAUAUUGUUAUUAUAUCAAUACCCACAUCACGCUAAGUAAGGUCAGAAUAUUAUUAAAAAAAUAUGAAUUACAUUAAUUACAAAACGAGAAUAUUAAUUGUAAUACGUAAACAUUGACUAACAAGGCAAACGUAUCGGGAUGAUUGUGUAAUUAUGUACUACGAGUAUAAUUCAAUAAAAUUAUU
Messenger RNA from Neocloeon triangulifer, 6506 nucleotides. It is a transcript of the gene Ktl, whose product is annotated as BTB/POZ domain-containing protein KCTD12. The coding region runs from base 204 to 917 and encodes 237 amino acids. NCBI's taxonomy places the organism in Eukaryota, Metazoa, Arthropoda, Insecta, Ephemeroptera, Baetidae. The record is from RefSeq and is a predicted model, not a curated record. The transcript has 4 exons. Gene Ontology annotation, biological process: protein homooligomerization. Gene Ontology annotation, molecular function: protein binding.